Molecule: messenger RNA, 1161 nt
Organism: Auxenochlorella protothecoides
Lineage: Eukaryota; Viridiplantae; Chlorophyta; Trebouxiophyceae; Chlorellales; Chlorellaceae
Product: Endoglucanase 1
Exons: 4
Coding region: 1-1161 (386 amino acids)
Biological process (GO): carbohydrate metabolic process
Molecular function (GO): hydrolase activity, hydrolyzing O-glycosyl compounds
Source: RefSeq, a predicted model, not a curated record
AUGCUCUUUCAUGCUGCUGUCGCCAUCGCCCCCUGGCGUCAUGAUCAGUAUGACGCGGGGGACUUUCUGAAGGUCAACCUGCCCAUGGGCAUCAGCGUGUCCUUCCUGGCCUGGAGCGUGCUGGAAUUUCCCACGGCCUUUCAGCUCACGGCCUCCACGAAUCCGGCCCUGGACAACCUCCGGCUGGCCGCCACCUACCUCAUGGACUGCCACGUCGGGGAGCGGCAGUAUGUAGGCCAGAUCGGCGACCCCGCCGCCGACCACCAGUUCUGGGGCCGGCCCGAGGAGCAGAACGUCAGCCGCCCGGCCUAUGUCUGGCUGGACUCCAUGCCUGCCAGCGACCUGCUGGGCGCCGUCUCUGCAGCCCUGGCCUCCAGCCACCUCCUCUUCAAGGAGAGCGACGCCGAGUUUGCCACUGCGCUGCUGAGCCACGCGCGGGAGCUGUACGCCUGGGCCAAGGCCGACACUGGCCUGUGCGGGGCGUCGUUCCCCGCCGCCACCAAGGUCUACGCCUCCUCGCGCUACCUGGACAAGCUCAUGUAUGCCGCCGCCUGGCUGUUCGGGGCCACGGGGGAGGCUGCGUACGCCGCCGACGCCCACGCGUUCUGGAACGCGUCGGGGGGCUACGGGGACGUCUUCCCCAGCUGGGACUCCACCCACGUGCCGGCGGUGAACCUGCUCCUGCAACUCGCCAGCCAGGUGAGCGUGAAGCUCACCAGGACCCCGCUGGGCCUGGUGUACCCCACCUGGAGCACCUGGGGUAUCCUCUCCUACUCGACCAACGCUGCCUUCAUGAUGGCGCUGCGUGCCUCCUACUCAGCAAACGACAGGGAGUCAGUGCUGGCCUUUGUCCGGAACCAGCUGAACUAUGCCUUGGGUAGCACAGGCCGGAGCUUCGUGGUGGGGCUAGGGGUAGACCCGCCGCGUCAGCCCCACCACGCCGCCGCCUCGUGCCCAGACCUGCCGGCGGAGUGCGGCUGGGCCCACUUCUCGGCCGCGGGGGCGAACCCCCAGGUCCUGACCGGGGCGCUGGUGGGGGGUCCGCCCUCAGGGGAUGGGUCGUAUGUGGACCUCAGAUCCGACUACAAGACCAACGAAGUGGCAAUCACAUACAAUGCCGGGUUUGCAGGAGCCUUGGCUGGCGCCAUUACCCUGGCCUGA